Schistocerca serialis cubense is the source of this 986-nucleotide messenger RNA. Its product is annotated as dehydrogenase/reductase SDR family member 11-like. The record is from RefSeq and is a predicted model, not a curated record. Gene Ontology annotation, molecular function: oxidoreductase activity. The transcript is spliced from 6 exons. Lineage: Eukaryota; Metazoa; Arthropoda; Insecta; Orthoptera; Acrididae. The coding region runs from base 78 to 827 and encodes 249 amino acids.
CCGCUGCUCCGCUGCUCCGCGGCAGUCCGAACAGGCCACUGCAACACGCGAGCAACAAGUAGCAAGUAGAAGCGACAAUGGGCAUGGAGAGGUACGCGGGCCGCGUCGCCCUGGUGACGGGCGCCAGCUCCGGCAUAGGAGCCGCCAUCGCGCAGGCGCUGCUCAGGAGGGGACUCACCGUCGUUGGGCUGGCCAGGAGGGUCGACAGGGUCAAGGCUCUAGAGCUGAAGGACGCCCCCGGUAAACUUUACGCUAUUCAAGGUGACGUUAGCAACGAGGACAGCAUCCUCUCAGCAUUCAAGUGGAUCAGGGAAAACCUGUCCGGCGUCGACAUUUUGGUUAAUAACGCCGGCUUGGGAAACAACUACGAUUUGACGACUGGUAAUACAGAACACUGGAAGCGCAUCCUGGACGUCAACGUGCUGGGCCUAAGCAUCUGUACCAGGGAGGCCGUGCAGGACAUGCUGAGGAGGGGCGUCGACGACGGCUUCAUCAUCCACAUCAACAGCCUGGUGGGACACAGACCGCCCACCUACCACAACACGGCGGUGUACUGUGCGAGCAAGCACGCCGUCAAGGUGCUGCUGGAGGGACUGCGGAAGGACCUGGUCGCCAGAAACAGCAAAAUCCGCGUUGGGGAAGUUUCUCCGGGAGCUGUGCGAACUGAGUUCCUCACGAACUUCCCUGGAAUUCCUGCGAACCAGUACGACUUGGUUCCCUGCCUGGAGUCGGAAGACGUCGCGGAGGCCGUCCUCUACAUGCUGUCGCAGAACCCACGAGUCCAGGUCCACGACGUCAUUAUCCACCCAACAGGCAGCAGCUACUGAAGUCGCUGUCGUUCCUCUGUUACAUUAAUUUAUACAAAGUAAACGUCAUAUAACAAGUUUCAUUGGUGUUGUGGAUAAUAAAUGUCACACAAGUUUGUGUUCCGCAUUCUCUUGACAUGUAGCACAGCAUAUGUAAAUAAAAUGACAUACAUCUAGAAA